CCGUGGUUUCCUGAGCUGUCCUUGGUCAGAUGUUUGCAGCUGUUCCAUUCCGCUGUGCUCCUUUCGACGAUGACUUUGGCUGUUGGCGGGGACGACGUUUAGUGAGCAGCGGUGCGGAGCUGGUGCGGGGGAGGAAUCCCCGCGGCCGUGAUAGACCGUGAGAUCACCUGGGAGCUCUGUCUGCACCUGCGACUUCAGGCACAACCGCACGAGUGAGAGUUGGAUGCUGCAUGGCUCCACAGAGUGGAACCAACAAGCCGGGUGGAGGUUGUGGGGUGAGAAUGGCCAUGGGGGGACAAACCUCUGCUCAGGGCCUCAGUGUCCUGGUCCUCAGUGUCCUGCUGGUCAUCCCAGGAGCAGUGGCUGAUGAACUGAGGCUGGUGGAUGGAGACAGCCUGUGUGAGGGGCGCGUGGAGGUGAAACAUGAUGGACAAUGGGGGACGGUGUGCGAUGAUUACUGGGACCUGGAUGAUGCGGCCGUGGUGUGCAGACAGCUGGGGUGCGGGACAGCCAUCAGUGCUCCUGGUCUGGCCCAUUACGGACGGGGGUGUGGGCGUGUUUGGCUGGCUAAUCUGUCCUGUCGGGGGACAGAGGCAGCUCUCUGGAACUGCAGUUACUUACAAUGGAAUCAGUAUGAUUACUGUACCCACGCUGAGGAUGCCGGAGUGCGGUGCUCAGGACACAGGGGCCCCCGGCUGGUCGGGGGUCCCCAGCUGUGCACAGGAAGAGUGGAAGUGAUCCAUGGAGACACAUGGGGCUCGGUCUGCGACUCCCACUUCCCUCUGGAGGCCGCGGCCGUCCUGUGCCGGCAGCUGCAGUGCGGGGUGGCUGUCUCCGUCCUAGGGGGAGCCCACUUUGGAGAGGGCCAAGGGCCAGUCUGGGAUGAAGACUUCCGAUGUGUGGGGAACGAGUCCUUCCUGCAUGACUGCUCCAGAGAGUCCCGCCCCGAGGGGACAUGCGAUCACAGCAGGGACGUCGGAGUAGUCUGCUCAAGGUUCACAGGGUUCAGGCUGGAGAACGGCAGCUCCCACUGUGAGGGCAGAGUGACGCUCCAAAUGGACGGGACCUGGGGAAGCCUCUGUGCUGCCCGCUGGGACCUGGCAGAUGCCAACGUCUUGUGCCACCAGCUCGACUGUGGAGUUGCCGUGUCAGCCCCCGGAGGGGCGGAGUUUGGGAGUGGAAAUGGCCUCAUGUGGAAGGAAAUGUUUCACUGCUCAGGGUCGGAGACCAGUCUAAGGGAUUGUCCUGUGACCGUCCUGGGGGCCUCUCCCUGUUCUGAUGGAAAUGUGGCCACGGUGAUCUGCUCAGGAAAGGGGACCCUCCCGUCGCCGUCUCCGCAGUGCAACGUGGACACGUGGGAACCGGCCGGGCCCGGGGGCCCGCAGGGGGGCGCUGCAGAGUGCACAGGGGCUCCACAGCUCCGCCUGGCGGACGGCGGCGGGCGCUGCGCCGGCCGCGUGGAGAUCUUCUACAACGGGACGUGGGGCACCGUGUGCGACGACGGGUGGGACGUGAGCGACGCCCAGGUGGUGUGCCGACAGCUGGGCUGCGGGGUCGCCGUGAGCGCCCCCGGGGCCGCCCGCUUCGGGCCGGGGGAGGGGCCUAUCUGGCUGGACGAGCUGCGCUGCUCCGGGAACGAGGCGCACCUGGGGCGGUGCCCGUCGAAGGGCUGGGGUCCCCACGACUGCAGGCACAAGGAGGACGUGGGAGCGAUCUGCUCAGAGUUCCUGGACCUCAGGCUGGUCAGCGACACCUGGGCCUGUGCCGGGAGGCUGGAGAUCUUCUACAACGGCACAUGGGGAGGUGUAUGCAGCAACUCCAUGCGGGAUGUCACCGUGGGUGUGAUUUGCCGGCAGCUGGGCUGUGGGGACAGCGGGAUAAUAAUGUCUCCUGGAACCUAUGGGAAAGGGUCCGGGCCUUGGUGGGUUGACAAGAUCGAAUGCCGACCCAGUGACCCCUCCCUCUGGGAGUGCUCAUCUGACCCCUGGAGUGAGAGCUCCUGCCCUCAGGAAGAGGAAGCCUCUAUCUCAUGUGCAGGGCAGAAAGCAAUCGAGUGCCCCGACUCUGCCCAGUGCUCCGAGCGGCACAAGGUCCGUGUGGUUGGGGGCGAGACCGAGUGUUCAGGACGCGUGGAGGUGUGGCACAACGGCAGCUGGGGCACUGUGUGUGACAACUCCUGGGACCUGAGGAGCGCAGAGGUGGUGUGCCGACAGCUGGACUGUGGCUCGGCCGUGGCUGCCCUUGGGGAGGCCAUAUAUGGUCAGGGCACUGGGCCCAUCUGGCUGGAUGACGUGACCUGCAGGGGCCAAGAAGCCUCGCUGUGGGACUGCCCCGCCAAGCCAAUGGGGCAGAGUGACUGCGGGCACAAAGAGGAUGCGGCGGUGAAGUGCUCUGGUCGGAAACUGCUGUCCCGAGGGGAGGCUGAGGACCGUGGGACAGGAACAGGUGACCCAUUGCUGACCCCCGAGGACCAAGGUCAUGACGAUGCUAAACUCCAGAAUGUUCCUGUGAGGGCCGCUGAGCCCAGAGACGACCUGUGUGAGGGGCAUGUGGAGGUGAAACAUAGACAGUGGGGGACAGUGUCCGAUGAUGACUGGGACAUGGACGAUGCGGCCAUGGUGUGCAGGCAGCUGGGGUGCAGGACGGCAGUCAGUGCCCCUGGUCUGGCCCACUACGGCCUGGGAUCUGAGCAUGUUUGGCUGUACAGUCUGUCCUGUGGGGGAACAGAGGCAGCUCUCUGGGACUGCAGACACCAUGGAUGGAAACAGGUUUAUGACUGUGAACAUGAUGAGGACACCGGAGUGCAGGGCUCUGGAGACAGGCUGCCCCGGCUGGUCUUGGGGCCCCGGCUGUGCGCAGGAACAGUGGAGGUGACCCAUGGUGACACAUGGGGCUCAGUCUGUGACUACCACUUUUACAGCUCAGGGUCGGAGACCAGUUUAAGGAACUGUCCUGUGACCGUCUUGGGGGGGGCGCCUCCCUGUUCCCAUGGAAACGAAGCCAUGGUGAUCUGCUCAGGAAAGGGGACCCUCCCGUCGUCGCCCCUGCAGUGCAACGUGUCCACGUGGGAGCCGGCCGGGCCCGGGGGCCCGCAGGGGGGCGCUGCAGAGUGCACAGGGGCUCCACAGCUCCGCCUGGCGGAUGGAGGCAGGCCCUGCGCCGGCCGCGUGGGGAUCUUCUACGGCGGGACGUGGGGCACCGUGUGCGACGACGGGUAUAAGAAGGACCAUGUCUACACUGCCACCUAUCCCAGCUCCAUGGUGGAGACCUUUCCCAGGAUCCUGUGUGUCGUUUUGGGAGCCCUGCUAUUCCUUGUCCUGGCCAUCCUGGGGGCUCAGGUGCUGAAACGGAGAGCCCAGCGCCAAGUGGGGGUGCAAGCGGGCCUGGGGAGUGGCCCGAGAGGGGAAAAGAAUGGGGAAAGGUCAGACUUUGCCGCCCAAGGGGACACUGGGACGGGGACAGAUGACCGGUCGCUGCCCCCCAAGGACCCGGACACUGCAUGGCCCCAUGGUAUGGACGCAGACGGGCUGGGUGGAGGUUGCGUGGUUGGAAUGGCUGUCGGGGGACAACUCUCUGCUUGGGGCCUCAGUGUCCUGGUCUUCAGUGUCCUGCAGGUCGUCCCAGGGGCAGUGGCUGAGGAGCUGAGGCUGGCAAAUGGAGAGAGCCCAUGUGAGGGGCUUGUGGAGGUGAAACAUAAUGGAGAAUGGGGGACAGUGUGUGAUGAUGGCUGGGGCCCAGAGGAUGCGAACGUGGUGUGCAGGCAGCUGGGGUGUGGGACUGUGGUCAACAAUCCUGGUGUGGCCCAGUAUGGAAAGGCCUCUGGCCCCAUUUGGCUGGAUGAGGUGUCCUGCAAAGGAGGCGAAGAGGCUCUCUGGAACUGUGGACACAGUGAAUGGGGACAGAAUGAUUGCCAUCACAGUGAGGACGUUGUAAUGCAGUGCUCAGGACACAUGCGUUCCCGGCUAGUUGGGGGUCCCCAGCUGUGUGCAGGAAGAGUGGAAGUGAUACACGGAGAUAAGUGGGGCUCGGUCUGUGACUCCCACUUCCCUCUGGAGGCCGCUGCUGUCCUGUGCCGGGAGCUGCAGUGCGGGGUGGCUGUCUCCGUUCUUGGGGGAGCCCACUUCGGAGAGGGCCAGGGGCCAGUUUGGAAUGAAGACUUCCGGUGUGCAGGGCAUGAGUCCCUCCUGCUUCACUGCCCCAGAGGGCCCCUUCCGGAGAGGAUGUGCAACCACAGCAGGGACGUCGGAGUUGUCUGCUCAAGUUACACAGGGUUCAGGCUGGAGAACGGUAACUCCCACUGUGAGGGUAGAGUGGAGCUCCAGGUGCUCAGGUCCUGGGGAAGCCUCUGUGCCUCCCACUGGGACCUGGCAGAUGCCAACGUCCUGUGCCACCAGCUCGACUGUGGGGUUGCUCUGUCGACCCCCAGAGUGAUGAAAUUUGGGGAAGGAAAUGGCCCCGUGUGGGGAGAAAAGUUUCACUGCUCAGGGUCGGAGACCAGUCUGAGGGAUUGUCCUGUGACUGUCCUGGGGGCACCUCCCUGUUCUCAUGGAAAUGUGGCCACGGUGAUCUGUUCAGGAAACGGGACCCGUCCGUCGCCGUCCCCGCAGUGCAACGUGUCCACGUGGGAGCCGGCCGGGCCCGGGGGCCCACAGGGGGGCGCUGCAGAGUGCACAGGGGCUCCACAGCUCCGCCUGGCGGACGGCGGCGGGCGCUGCGCCGGCCGCGUGGAGAUCUUCUACAACGGGACGUGGGGCACCGUGUGCGACGACGGGUGGGACGUGAGCGACGCCCAGGUGGUGUGCCGACAGCUGGGCUGCGGGGUCGCCGUGAGCGCCCCCGGGGCCGCCCAUUUCGGGCCGGGGGCGGGGCCCGUCUGGCUGGACGAGCUGCGCUGCUCCGGGAACGAGGUGCACCUGGGGCGGUGCCCGUCGAAGGGCUGGGGCCGCCACGACUGCAGGCACAAGGAGGACGCGGGAGCGCUCUGCUCAGACUUCCUGGACCUCAGGCUGGUCGGUGACUCCUCCGACUGUGCUGGGCGGCUGGAGGUUUUCCACUGGGGGAAGUGGGGGAGUGUUUGCAGAACCUCCAUGCUGGAUGUCACCUUGGGCGUGAUCUGCCGGCAGCUUGGCUGUGGCGACCAUGGGACUCUAAAACCUCCUGGCACUUAUGGGGUGGCAUCUGGGCCCUGGUGGGUCAACCACAUCAAAUGCCGACCUAGUGACCUUUCCCUCUGGGAGUGCCCAUCUGCCCCCUGGAACGAGAUGUCCUGCUCCCAGAGAGAGGAAGCCCAGAUCACAUGUGCAGGGCAGAAAGCAAUCCAGUGUCCAGAAUCUGUCCCGUGCUCUGACCAGCACAAGGUACGUGUGGUAGGGGGUGAGACCAAGUGCUCAGGGCGUGUGGAGGUGUGGCACAAUGGCACCUGGGGCACGGUGUGCGACGACUCCUGGGACCUGAGGAACGCUGAGGUCGUAUGCUGACAGCUGGGCUGUGGCUCGGCCGUGGCCGCCCUAGGGGAGGCCGCGUAUGGUCCGGGCACCGGGCCCAUCUGGCUAGAUGAGGUGGCGUGCAGGGGCCAAGAGGCCUCCCUGUGGGACUGUCCCACGGGACCGAGGAGGCAAGGUGACUGCGGACACAAGGAGGACGCGGCGGUGAAGUGUUCUGGAGCCAUAGUGACCAAGGCCACGUCACCUCCCACCCCAGAGCGAGGUUCCCAAGAAGAGCCAGACUUUGAGUACGACAACGCGGAGGACCCUGGGCACGGUGACAUCCCCUACACACUAGGGGACACUGGUCAGGGGCCGAUUCAGCCCCCAGACACAGACCUCUUCCCGCCAGAGCAUCCAGUCGACAGCUACGAUAACGUCAGUGUUCCUGACCCUGAACUGAGCGAUGUGGAUGCCCUGGAAACCCCAGUGGGGGAGCCUGGGGGUGGGGUCCCCCUGACAGACGCUGUGUGGCCUAGUGGUGUGGUCGCAGACGGGCUGGGUGGAGUUUGUGGCGUUGGGAUGGCUGUGGGGAGACGACCCUCGCCUCAGGGACUUGUUUUCCUGGUCCUCUGUGUUUUUGUGACCACUCCGGGGGCAGUGGCUGAUGACCUGAGGCUGAUGAAUGGAGAGAGCCCAUGUGAGGGGCGCGUGGAGGUGGAACAUGACGGACAGUGGGGGACGGUGUGUGAUGAUGGCUGGGAUAUGAAAGAUGCGGCCGUAGUGUGUAGACAGAUGGGAUGUGGGACUGCAGUCAGUGCCCCCCGUCUGGCCCAAUAUGGAAGGGGAUCUGGGGACAUUUUGCUGGAUGAGAUGUCCUGCGGUGGUGAUGAGGACGUUCUCUGGAACUGCAAUCAUGACGGAUGGGGAAAGAGUGAUUGCAGUCACACCGAGGAUGCCGGAGUCCGGUGUUCAGGCCACAGACGUCCCCGGCUGGUAGGGCAGAACCAGCUGUGCGCAGGAAGAGUAGAAGUGACCCAUGGAGACACAUGGGGCUCAGUCUGUGACUCCCACUUCCCUCUGGAGGCCGCUGCUGUCCUGUGCCAGGAGCUGCGGUGCGGGGUAGCUGUCUCCGUCCUAGGGGGAGCCCAGUUUGGAGAGGGCGAAGGGCCGGUCUGGGACGAAGACUUCCGGUGUCUAGGGAACGAGUCCAUUCUAUUCCACUGCCCUAGAGGGUCGCGUCCAAAGGGGACAUGUGACCACAGCAGGAACGUCGGAGUCAUCUGCUCAAGGUUCACAGGGUUCAGGCUGGAGAACGGCAGCUCCUGCUGUGAGGGCAGAGUGGAGCUCCAGGUGGUUGGAUCCUGGGGAAGCCUCUGUGCAGCUGGUUGGGACCUAAUAAAUGCCAACGUCCUGUGCCACCAGCUCAGCUGUGGGGUUGCCCUGUCAACCCCCAGAGGGGCGGAAUUCGGCAAAGGAACUGACAUCAUGUGGAGGGAGACGUUUCAUUGCUCGGGGUUGGAGACCAGUCUGAGGGAUUGUCCUGUGACCGUCUUGGGGAUUCCUCUCUGUUCCCGUGAAAAUGUCGCCUCGGUUAUCUGCUCAGGGAACGGGACCCGCCCGUCGUCGCCGCCGCAGUGCAACGUGUCCACGUGGGAGCCGGCCGGGCCCGGGGCCCCGCAGGGGGGCGCUGCAGAGUGCACAGGGGCUCCACAGCUCCGCCUGGCGGACGGCGGCGGGCCCUGCGGCGGCCGCGUGGAGAUCUUCUACAACGGGACGUGGGGCACUGUGUGCGACGACGGGUGGGACGUGAGCGACGCCCAGGUGGUGUGCCGACAGCUGGGCUGCGGGAUCGCCGUGAGCGCCCCCGGGGCCGCCCAUUUCGGGCCGGGGGCGGGGCCCGUCUGGCUGGACGAGCUGCGCUGCUCCGGGAACGAGUCGCACCUGGGACGGUGCCCGUCGGGGGGCUGGGGCCGCCACGACUGCAGGCACAAGGAGGACGCGGGAGCGCUCUGCUCAGUGUUCCCCGGCCUCAGGCUGGUCAACGACACUUGGGCCUGUGCUGGGCGGCUGGAGGUUUUCCACAAUGGGACAUGGGGGAGCGUUUGCAGCAACUCCAUGCAGGAUGUCACCGUGAACCUGAUCUGCCGGCAACUGGGCUGUGGGGACAGCGGGACUCUAGAGUCUCCUGGUACUUAUGGAGAGGCGUCCGGGCCCUGGUGGGUGGACCAAGUCCUGUGCCACACCCAUGACCCCUCUCUCUGGGAGUGCUCAUCUGAUUCCUGGAACGAGAAGUCCUGUUCCCCGGGAGAUGAAGCCCAGGUCACAUGUGAAGGAAGGAGCAAAAAUUGUCCAGGCUCCGGUCCCUGUAGAGAGAAGGACAAGAUCCGCGUGGUUGGGGGUGAGACCAACUGCUCGGGGCGUGUGGAGGUGUGGCACAACGGCACCUGGGGCACGGUGUGUGACGACUCCUGGGACCUGACGAAUGCAGAGGUGGUGUGCCGGCAGCUGGGCUGUGGCUCGGCCAUGGCUGCCCUUGGGGAGGCCGUGUAUGGUCCGGGCGGCGGGCCCAUCUGGCUGGAUGAGGUGGCGUGCAGGGGCCAAGAGACCUCGCUGUGGGACUGCCCCGCGGGGCCGAGAGGGCAAGGUGACUGCGGACACAAGGAGGAUGCAGCGGUGAAUUGCUCUGGAACCACAGGGACCACUGCCACAUAUACCACCACCCCAGCCCCUCCACUCUCAAGUUUGAGUACCAGAACCCACACGGUGGACACCUUUCCCAGGAUCCUGUGCAUCGUACUAGGAGCCCUGCUCUUCCUCGUCCUGGCCAUCCUAGGGGCUCAGGUGAUGCAGCAGAGAGCCCAGCGCCAAGCUGUCACCGAACACCAGGAUAUUCUCUCUGAGGCCGUGUACCAGGAGCUCGAAUAUGCACUGAUGGGGGAGAAGGACGGGCUGAGCUUCCGAGGCUCUGGAUCCUGGGGCUCUGGGGCUCAGCCACCGUAUUACAAUGUGGACAGCGAGGAGGAGGAGGAGAGAGCCAGAGAGCGAGGUUCUCGUGGGGAGAAGGACUGGGAGUACGACAACGUGGAGGACCCCGGCCGCAGUGACAUCCCCCCCACACCGAGGAGCAGCGGUCGGGACCUGCCCUGGCCCUCAGACCCAGACACCAUGCCACCUGAGGCUCCGGCUGAUGGCUACGAUGAUGCUGAAAUUCCCAACCCUGCGCUAGGUGAUGAGGCUGUUCCGGACCUCCCGGGAGGGGCGCUCGGGGCCAGGGGCUCCCAGUCAGGUCAGAAUGUGCCAUCCCUUGGGGGGUCCGACCACCCUAGGACAGAAGCAGGUGACCUGUCAUCGUCCUCCAAAGACCCGGGUUAUGACGAUGCCGAACUCUGUCCAGAAUGUCCUGGGGAGAGCAACUGAGCCCGGAGACCAGCUCCUGUGAUUCUGACCCUGAUUGCCCUCUUUCCCCCGUCCUCAUCUGUCCCUCCCCACUCCAAGUGCAGGAGCCCCAACUGGUGUGGGGCCGUAUUCUCGCUGGUUCCAGGGAACUGCCUGGCCUGGAGCCACGCAGGCACUCCUUUGCCUGCUGUGUUGGUCGUUGUCGAUUAAAUCUGUUGUGCUGCUUUCCCAG
Molecule: messenger RNA, 9054 nt
Organism: Ornithorhynchus anatinus (platypus)
Lineage: Eukaryota; Metazoa; Chordata; Mammalia; Monotremata; Ornithorhynchidae
Product: deleted in malignant brain tumors 1 protein-like
Exons: 46
Cellular component (GO): membrane
Source: RefSeq, a predicted model, not a curated record